Messenger RNA from Melampsora larici-populina 98AG31, 1089 nucleotides. RefSeq lists its product as uncharacterized. The transcript is spliced from 8 exons. Bases 1 to 1089 code for a protein of 362 amino acids. Lineage: Eukaryota; Fungi; Basidiomycota; Pucciniomycetes; Pucciniales; Melampsoraceae. Gene Ontology annotation, biological process: GPI anchor biosynthetic process. The record is from RefSeq and is a predicted model, not a curated record. Gene Ontology annotation, cellular component: glycosylphosphatidylinositol-N-acetylglucosaminyltransferase (GPI-GnT) complex; membrane.
AUGGGAAGUGCUGCAACAUUAAGGAUCUUCAAACCAACAGAUGUCAAUCGAAGUUGUACAAACAGCCAGAAAAUCCUUCACAAGGAGCUCAAAAUUGGCCUGCAUUUUCAUCUCAAAAAAACUAGUGAAGGAGAUCAGGCUUCAUCGUGUAAAGAGUCUCAGAACAUGGGUAUGGCUGAGGAAGGUGUCCUUGAAAGCAACGCGGAGGGUCCUAUAGCUGACUUGACCGCCCACCAGUAUGACAAAAUCCGGGCUCAGCGAUUCGAUUUAUCGGUUGACAAUGCUAAUCAUGAUGAUAACGCUACAUCGGCUUCGCCGCCACCUUUUAGACGAGUGCUUUGGUUGAAACAACCCUAUCGAGAUAACUACCAAUCACGAUCCCUCAUCAAUCACUUACAUUCGAACAAAUCAUCAAUUAGAUCUCAUCAUCAAUACUCGACUUUAGUAUUAUCAUCUUUACCGCUUUCGUCUCAUUUAUCAUCUAUCACCAUUUUUAUUGGUCUCUUCUUGCACCUUCAAAACCACCAGAUUGAUCCUCAGCUUCUCAUUUGGGUCAAUCUAUCUAUAGGAUUCUUUGGCUACAUUGUUUACGAAAGAGCUAAACCAGGUCGAGAGCUUAACCAUUCAAUUUAUGCUUUAACCACCCUUCUGAUAUCGAUCAAUAUCCUAUUAGCUGAUUAUCCUUAUCAGAUUACAAAUCCUAAUGUAGACAUCAGCUUUGUUUCCGCUUUAUCACUCAAUGCGGCCAUCUUUGCAUCUGUCUUAUUAGGAUCAAGAUUAGAUUCUAAUGCAGGCGUUUUCAGUCUGACGAUCUUUGCUUUACAAUGGUUUGCUCUCUUUCCUAUCAUGCGUCGUGAUAUGAUCCGAAAGCAUCCGAACUCAGACCUUAGACCAAUCGUGUUAAACGUAUCGCUUGGGUUCAUUGCUGCUUCAGUCAUCGCUCCCAUUUCUGGCCUUGCUCUAGCUCUUUACACUUUGAUUGUUCCGAUAGGUACUUGCUUAGUUUUACCUGCAAUAUACUCUUUUGUACAACGAUAUAAGAAGGACUUGAGGGGGCCUUGGGAUUGCGCUAUUCCUAGAAUCUCUUGA